Messenger RNA from Vidua chalybeata, 1153 nucleotides. RefSeq names its product LY6/PLAUR domain containing 6B (gene LYPD6B). The record is from RefSeq and is a predicted model, not a curated record. Lineage: Eukaryota; Metazoa; Chordata; Aves; Passeriformes; Viduidae. Gene Ontology annotation, molecular function: acetylcholine receptor regulator activity.
AUGAGGAUAUUCGGUGUCCGGGUGCCGCCCUGCCCGCAGGUGCCACCGCCCCGGGGGCGGGCACGGCGUGUCCGAGCCGCCCGCUCCGCCCCGGCCCCUCCUCCGCCUCCGCCCGCACGGCCAGGGGAGAACGUCCCGCUGUCCUGCUGCUCCGUGUCCCGCUGUCCCGCUGCUCCCGUGUCCCGUGUCCCGGUGUCCCGUGUCCCGGCACGGAGGGUCAUCCCCUCGGUCGUGGUUUUCCUGGAGGAAACUCAUCUCAGGGGUGGACUGAGCCUCAUCCCUUCACUUUUUGUCUUUUAUUUGUCUUUUAUGGCACUGGAAUAUGGCAGGAAGGAGGGAAUUUCAAUUUCUGCAGUGUCUCGUCACUCAGGAAGAAUUCGUCUGCCUAAUCCUUCUGAUCCUGGGCCGCAGCCAGAAGGAACCUGGGCCAUCCUAUGGAAAACAGCGUUGGAAGCACACAGGCAGCAGAGGCCUGAGGGGUGGGGGUUUCCCUGAGCAGUGAUGCCCACGAUGGGGGCGUUGGGGCGCGCGCUGGCCCGAGCCGUUCUCCCGUUCCUCGUCCUCUCGGGAAGUUGGGUUUCAGCUGAGAACAUCAACUUCUACAACAUCAGGCCUCCACUAGACCCCACUCCAUUCCCAAACAGCUUCAAGUGCUUUACCUGUGACAACGCAGUGGACAACUACAACUGCAACCGAUGGGCUGAGGACAGGUGGUGUCCCGAAAGCACUCGCUACUGCCUGACCGCUCACCUCUUCACGGCGCGCGGGGAGAGCACCUCGGUCACCAAGAGAUGCGCCACGGGCGAGGAGUGUCACCUGGUGGGCUGCCACCGCCGCGGGGACAGCGGCCACACGGAGUGUGUUUCCUGCUGUGAAGGCAUGAUCUGCAACGUGGAGAUCCCCACCAACGCCACCAACGCGGUGUUCGCCGUGCUGCAGGCGCGCAGGGCGGCCGCGGGCAGCCGCGCGCUGCCCAGCCUGGUGGCACUGGUGGCACCGGUGGCACUGGUGGCGCUGGUGACAAUGGCACUGUCCUGACACGGCACCCCCAGACCGAGCUGCUGGGACAGUCCCCGGGCCAGGAACCUCCAGGAUCUCCCAAGAAGUCGCUGACGUUCCCUCAUCCCAGCAAAUUUAAGGAAAGGCGCGUCCU